UUCGCGGGCUGCCACUGCGGCGGCAGCGGCGGCUCGGUGUCGAAAGACACGUGGCACAGCCUGGGGCACAUCCCGCUGCAGUGGAUGGUGCGCCAGUGCUUUCUGGCAAGCACCGGUAUCCGGUUUCAUGCCAAGCUCCUGUGCGGCAUCAGGCUCGACCCUGCAUCGCUCUAC
Messenger RNA from Phanerochaete carnosa HHB-10118-sp, 174 nucleotides. RefSeq lists its product as uncharacterized. The transcript is spliced from 2 exons. NCBI's taxonomy places the organism in Eukaryota, Fungi, Basidiomycota, Agaricomycetes, Polyporales, Phanerochaetaceae. The annotation marks the transcript as partial. The record is from RefSeq and is a predicted model, not a curated record.